Molecule: messenger RNA, 2285 nt
Organism: Schizophyllum commune H4-8
Lineage: Eukaryota; Fungi; Basidiomycota; Agaricomycetes; Agaricales; Schizophyllaceae
Exons: 4
Coding region: 311-1819 (502 amino acids)
Source: RefSeq, a predicted model, not a curated record
GGCACCCGGCAACAAACGUCGCUAUUCAAUUCUUUCUUCCAACUUUCAUUCUCGAACCUCUUUUCUCCCAGCGCCAGCGCCUACGCGCGUGUCGUGAGCCCCAGGCUAGGUCUCAGUCCAGGAAAGCAGAAGACAGCGGUCGAAAACACGCCCGCAGGCCAUCAUUCCCCCAGCCCACCCCAACUGCGCACUCCCCCGCUCGACAUCUGCUUCCCCUUCAUCCUAGACCGGCCUACCUCUUUGUUCAUACAGCAGCGCGUAUCGGCCCCUGGGUUUUUGCCUGUGCUAUACCCAUACUUCCCCUGUGAAUAUGUCGUCCCCUCCCCCUCUCUCCCCCAAUGCGGCCUCGGACGUCACGUCGACCACGGAGCCACUCUCCCCCCUCGGCGCGAACGCGAACUACCCGACGCGCACGGUCGCUAUCAUCAAGAACCACGCGCUCGCGCACCGCUUCGACAUCGAGCCGCGGAUCCAGGAGGCCAAGUUCGAGAUCGUGAAGGAAAGGCAGAUGGAAUUCGAUGUCGAGACGGACCCGGAGACGCUGUACGAGCUCUUUGGGGACGACGCGGACUCCCUGGGCGAGGGCCCCGUCUGGGUGUACGUCCUCGAGCGCCGGCGCGCCGUCGAGGUGUGGAACACGCUCAUGGGUCCUGCCGACCCCGACGUCGCGCGCGAGGAGUGCCCCAACUCCCUCCGUGCCCUCUUCGGCAUUUCCGCCGCGCAGAACGGCCUCAUGGGCUCCCCGGACGUGGAGACGGCAGAGGUGCAGAUUGCAUCCCUGUUCGCGUCCUCCCCGCCCUUCCCCACGUCUGAGCUCCCCGACGACGCGUACGGCUCGAUCCGCUCGCUCAACUCGACCACGCUGCGCCAGCUGCGUCACCAGACCGCUGACGAGGGCUACGCGCCGUCGAGCAACGCGGAUGGCAGCCGCCGCACGAGCAUCUCGAGCGGCACGAAGCAGUUCCGCGCGCGGGGGCUGCCGCCGACGCACGACAAGCCGGACAUCGUCCCGCGCAUGAGUCGCGCGGCCGCUCUGCGUGCUGGCAUCGCCGUAGACAAGGUCGACACGCGCCCGCGCGCGCCGCUGUCGAAGGAGCGCCUCGCACAGACGUUCGAGAACGUGCCCGGGCACAAGCGCUCGAGCACGAUCCACGUCGCGAGCACGGCCGCGCCGGCAGUUGCGCCACGCAUGACAAAGGCGGCAGCACUGAGGCUGGGGAUUAAGCUUCCGGAGAAGGAGAAACCUGUCGAGCGCCGCCCGGCGGUGGAGGAGAACCGUAGAAAGACGUUCGAUGGUGUCCCGGGGCAUAAGCGUCGGGAGACGAUCAACGUGGCGAGUACGGGGACGCCUACAGUGGCGCCGAGGCUCAAUCGGAGCGCUAUGCUGCGCGCGCAGAAGAAAGAGGGAGGAGCAGCGCCGCCGUCGUCCUUCAGCUUCCGUUCGCCCUCCACGAGUGUUUCUCGUGCUCCGUCUCGCAGCAGCUCACAGAACUCCAUGCGUCCGCCAUCGGCACAGGGCGGCGCGCGUCCGCCGUCUGCCACUCCGCGCGCGGGAGGCCUGACUCGCUCCGCCUCCAUGUCGUCGAGACCAACCGCCAGCGGAAUGGAGCUAAGUAGAUCGACAAGUAGCGCGGUCAGCAGCCCACCAACGCCCGCGAAGCCAAAGCCGCGUCCAAGCAGCAUCUCCGCGCCGACGAUCGCCCCGCGGACGAACAAGAGCGCAGCGCUGCGUGCUGCGAAGCAGGAGGCAGAGAAGCAGGCAGCCGCGAAGAAGACCGUACGCCGUGCGUCGAUGACGCCUCGCUCGGUGGCGGCGUGAGGCUGAGCUUCAGUCGUGGUCUGCUCAUGACCUGUUGGAAGAAGAAUAAGCGAACUACGCGUGAAGAUAUCACGACUACCAAGGACUUUGGAGGGGCACGCGCACAGGCGCCGGUCGCGUCGCUCCGUUUCGAUUUUUGCUUACCACCCAUAUCUCCUCGACUCAUCUGAUCUUUUGCUCGGGCCUCGUCUUAUGACACGUCCUCAUAUCCUCGCUUGCUCUUGCUAUAGGUAUAUCGCCGCUUCUGCUCUAUCUAGCUUCAUCCAGCCGUCCUCGCUACAUCUAGCCGACUUGCUUCAUUCAGCUGCCUCUUGCUUUAUCUAGCCGAAUUGGCGGCCAGACAGAUAAGUAUUUAUGUACUACCAUUAUAGCGUCCUCCUCACCCUUACUGCGCUACAACUUAUGUAGUCCUUACUCUCAGCGGCCCAGUGGUACAAUCAGGUGCUCAAUACACUCAUUCCCUAUG